Alosa alosa (allis shad) is the source of this 890-nucleotide messenger RNA. RefSeq names its product high affinity immunoglobulin gamma Fc receptor I-like. The transcript is spliced from 4 exons. NCBI's taxonomy places the organism in Eukaryota, Metazoa, Chordata, Actinopteri, Clupeiformes, Clupeidae. Gene Ontology annotation, biological process: cell surface receptor signaling pathway. Gene Ontology annotation, molecular function: transmembrane signaling receptor activity. The record is from RefSeq and is a predicted model, not a curated record. Bases 60 to 890 code for a protein of 276 amino acids.
UGUUACCAGGUCUUUCGUGAUCUAAUGAGAACAGUUCAUCUUUGCUCCUCAUUCUCUCCAUGUGUUCCUGUGCAGAGCUGCCUUUGGCUACAGUGACUGUAGAGCCCCAGAGUCCUGUGUUCACUGGAGAGAUGGUCACUCUGAAGUGUGUGAUAGAGUCUCUCAGUGGCUGGACAUAUAAGUGGUAUAAGGGGCCCAGCAGAACCCCAGUGUCUGAGGGAAACACCUUCACCAUCAGAGGAGCUGCAGAGUCUCAUAAGGGCCAGUACUGGUGUCAGGGGGAGAGGACAGACAGACCCACAGCAUCACAACCAAGCAGCAGAAUAACUCUUGAUGUUAAAGCAUCAAAGCCCAAAGUCACAUUAAGUCCAGACCACCAGCUCCUCACAGGAGACUCAGUGACUCUGAGAUGUGAGUUGUUGGGUGUUUCCUCUGGUUUGGUGUUCUACUGGUACAGAGACACACAGACCUCUGAUCCUGUGGCCCAGACUGAUGGAAACUCCUACAGCAUCAGCUCUGUUAAAGUCUCUGAUGGAGGACAGUACUGGUGCAGAGCUGGGAGAGGAGACCCAGUCUUCUAUACUCAAUAUAGUGAUGCAGUUGAGAUCAAGUGUAUAGGUGGUAAUGUGAUCCUGGAGAGUCCUGUCCAUCCUGUGACUGAGGGAGAUCCUCUGACUCUGCGCUGUAGAUAUCGCUACCCAUCAAACAUCAGUGCUGACUUCUACAAAGAUGGGACACUCCUGCAGACCUCCACCACAGGAGAGAUGGCCAUCCCUGCAGUCUCAAAGGCACAUGAAGGCCUCUAUAAGUGCAGCAACACAGAGAGAGGAGAGUCACCAGAGAGCCGGGUCACAGUCAGAGGUUCAGUUUCAGUGACGCCAAACCCGUAA